Messenger RNA from Gossypium arboreum, 450 nucleotides. RefSeq lists its product as uncharacterized. The record is from RefSeq and is a predicted model, not a curated record. The transcript has 5 exons. Lineage: Eukaryota; Viridiplantae; Streptophyta; Magnoliopsida; Malvales; Malvaceae. The coding region runs from base 1 to 450 and encodes 149 amino acids.
AUGUUAUCCGAUUACAGCCGAUCCGAGAUCAUUGAGAGGGAAUGCUUAGAUCCCUUCGACAGCCCCGAAAGUGAAGCAUUUGAUUUUUUUGUUAACGAAGUUCUCUGCAUUGGCAAAGGUUGCCCAUAUUCAUGUGUAAAGAGAGCCCCUCAUGCAUUCUCAUACGAUCCUUCGACCGGAACAGCACGUGCAACUUCUCAAGGACAUGGUGAAGAUUAUCGAGUUCAGCUUGCAGUUGGUCAGUGUCCGAGAAAUUGCAUCCAUUUUGUGACACCUUCACAAAGAAUCAUUCUGGAGGAGUUACUUGAUAGCAUCUUGAACGUGCCUUUCGACAUUUCAGCAGAAGCAGACUUGCUUUAUUCUAUAGUUAAAGCCAAGUUCGAAAAUAAUAGGUACCAAAAGCCGAAGAAGCAACCGAAAACUUCCACCAAAAAUGUUGAUUGGUUUUGA